GCGAGAGACCGCGAGCAUAGCAGUAUUUACUCAUUACCCUCAACGUAGGAACAAGUGCCAAGUCAGCUGUAGUUUUUUCCCCCAUUUUCCUCCUUUCGUGUGUCCAGGUCGACCCAGACAGUCAAGAGAUUGUCCAGCACAAACCAUCAAGAUGUCGUUAACUUUGACAAAUGAUUUGGUGGCACAGUACCAGGAGCAGGUGGAGAGUGAGGCGAGUUCUUGCUUAGCCAUGAACGCCUGCUGGAAGUCGGACCCCCUGGAUAUGUGCCUCCGCCGCAACAAGGUCAUGGAAUGCAAUCACAUCUUUACGCAUAAGGUCGAGAACGAAGGAAGGCCAGUCACCAACCAGAAGUCCUCCGGGAGAUGCUGGAGCUUUGCUUGCCUCAAUGUGAUGCGCAUCCCUUUCAUGAAGGCGUGUAACAUAGAUGAAUUUGAAUUCUCUCAGGCAUACCUCUUUUUCUGGGAUAAGAUUGAACGUUGCAACUAUUUCCUCAACAAAAUGGUGGAGUGUGCCAAACGAGGCGAGGAAGUCGAGGGCAGACUGGUCUCCUUCCUCCUCCACGACCCGAUCAGUGAUGGAGGCCAGUGGGACAUGCUGGUGAAUCUCAUCACUAAGUAUGGAGUUAUGCCAAAGAAGUGUUUCGCAGAGUCAUACAGUGCUGAGAACUCCAUGCGCAUGAACAGGAUUCUCCAAAGCAAGUUGCGUGAAUACACAAAGGACCUGCGGGCUGUUAUCAACAAAGGAGGAGAUGAUGCAGCAGUGGCAGAGAUGUUGUCUACCCAGAUGGGUGAGAUUUACCGCAUUGUCUCGAUUUGUCUGGGCAUGCCUCCCAAGACCUUCUGCUGGGAGUAUUAUGACAAGUCAAAGGCUUACCACAAGGUUGGCCCAAUUACUCCUCUGGAAUUUUACAAUGAGCAUGUCAAGCCAGUGUAUAAUGUGGAGGAUAAGCUAUGUUUAGUAACAGACCCCAGGGAAAAGAAUGCCUAUGGCAUGGCAUACACUGUGGACUGCUUAGGCAAUAUGGUAGGGGGACGAAAGACCAUUUACAACAACCAGCCUGUCGAGCUCCUCAUGAGUUUAAGUGCUGAUAGCAUCAAGAGUGGUGAGGCCGUGUGGUUUGGAUGUGAGGUUGGCAAGAGGUUUGCCGGCAAGCAAGGCAUUCAGGACCUUGAAAUCCAUGAUUACAAAUCUGCCUUUGGAGUGGAAGUCAACUUGGGUCUCUGCAAGGCUGAUCGUCUGGUCUAUGGUGAAUCGCUCAUGACUCAUGCCAUGACCUUCACUGCAGUAACCCUUAAUGAGUCACAGACUGCAGAGAAGUGGCGUGUUGAAAACAGCUGGGGUGAGGACAGAGGUGAAAAGGGAUACCUUAUCAUGACCUCCGAAUGGUUCCGGGAGUUCGUCUUUGAAAUUGUGGUGGACAAGAAGUUCGUCCCAGAAGACGUUUUGUCAGUAUUCAGUCAAGAGCCCAUUGUGCUGCCAGCAUGGGACCCCAUGGGAGCUCUGGCCCGCAAAGAACCAGUGCUAUUACAGCUUUAAUUAGUUUUAAUGUUUAUAUACUCUUCUUGAAACUGUUGAUUAUGAAAGGCUUUUGUUCUGAAAAGCCUCUGCUUCACUUUUGGAAUUUGUUUCUAUUCAUCUGAAACUUCACUAAUGUCCACAGAUAUUGAGAGCUUCAAGUCAGUGAUAUACUUUUCUAAUAGAAGAACAAUAAGAUGGAAAACUAUAUUUUUUCUUGCUGUUUGUAUGUUGGGCAUAGAAGGAAACUUGGAAUCUCACUCUGAACCUUUUAAUCAGUUCUUAUCACCCAUUCACACAGCCACCUUGGGUGUACAUUGAUGUCCAAGUGAAUUCAGUGUGCUGGAUUACUGUGGUAUUAAGGUCAUUUUAACCCUUUGGCUGCAUCACUGGAUAAUAGGUGGAUUAUUCUAUACACAUUUUAUUCACAAGGUACCAGGUUUGCAUUUUACUCACUCUUUUUCAUUGUGUGUCAUGAAUCAACCCUGUGAGUGACAUAUCUAGCAUUUAAACUCUUUUAGGAGGUAUCUUUUAUAGGAAUGUCUUUCUUUGAAACAUAAAGAUAUAUAUUGAAACUAGAAAGGUUGACCCAUGAACACAUUUUUUAUUUUUAUAUAGUGGUAGCUUUCUAGGUCAUAUUUUCUUAAUGAGAGAGAAUAGGAGAAUAAGGCUUUUCGAGAGACAUUAAAUUCAAGUAUUCUGGGAGAAUAUCAUUUAUAUUCAUUAAAUAAUAUAUUUUUAUUCACCUAAUGAGAAACAAGGCAGCCAAAGGGUUAAAUAUAGGAUAAUUUUUGUUUCUUUUGGAGGCUGGCUGUUCAUUGGAUAUCCUUCCUUUAGUCCUAUUGUCAAUAUUGUCAAUAUAAACUCCAUUUACUUGGCAGUUGAAGUGAAGAGAUGAAGCAAGUAUUUUCACACUACAAGUUUCCUUUUGUGCUAUUGCUUUUUACUCACAAUUUCAGCUAACACGAUUGUUGCCCUAUAAUCCCAUUAUUGCAAUAUUGUUUAUAUCUUCAGGUAUUCAACUUGUUUUUUUCUAGUAAAGAAAGUAACAGA
Messenger RNA from Penaeus chinensis, 2569 nucleotides. RefSeq names its product bleomycin hydrolase-like. Gene Ontology annotation, biological process: L-homocysteine catabolic process; response to toxic substance; proteolysis. NCBI's taxonomy places the organism in Eukaryota, Metazoa, Arthropoda, Malacostraca, Decapoda, Penaeidae. Gene Ontology annotation, molecular function: cysteine-type aminopeptidase activity. The coding region runs from base 152 to 1537 and encodes 461 amino acids. The transcript has 10 exons. Gene Ontology annotation, cellular component: cytoplasm. The record is from RefSeq and is a predicted model, not a curated record.